AUGGGCCCCCAAACCGUACGACAAGAGCAACUGCCGCUUAGCAAUUCUCCCCCAUCCAAUUCAGAGCCAGGGGAAAUACUUCCCUGUAAACAUGAUGAUACGCGGUUUCCCCGUCUCAAGCGCCCAUUGUAUAAUAACUGCACACAGCAUAAAGGCCACUUCCAAUCUAAAAAGCGGUCACGUAGCAAUUCACCUGAUGCCAGUUUACUUCGUAUGAAAAACUACAAAUCACAUUCCGCGCCAAAGUCCCCCCCUAUAGGGGUUGUCAGGAGAAGGUCGGGAGAACCGUCCCAAAUAAUUCCUAGCACGUCUUCACUACAAGUAUCCCCGGUCGAGAAUAUCGACACUCGACCACCUACUGUCGAGGAAUUCAUUUCCCGAAGAAAUCCCAAGAUAGCCGCCUGGCUUGAUAUUGACGAUCCGAGACCACCAACUCUAGUAAAAUCUUAUCCGACAUACGCGACCUCAGACUCCAUCACAAUGGACGGUACUCAGACUACAUCCGUUAAACGCAAGGGAUAUGAUUUAAUGAAUGAAAGAUUUCGGUCCCAUACUCUCGGUCUUAAUUCGAUCGAGAUACAAGAAAACUACACUAAGGUUCCAGAGUGGGUUCAGAGGCAGCUGAACGAGAUACAUGCUUGCCCAAUAGAUGAUAUUCCCAGCAAUAUACACGGGAUACAUAGAAGAUAUUCGAAUGUUGCCAUGGAAGGAACAUACGAGGCUGAGUAUGUCGAGGAACUUAUUAAGGCUUUCGACCUCAUGCGUGAAAACUGGAUUGAGGUUAGAAAGACGAAAGCUUCGCGGGAUCACAAUAACCCCCCGGGCCUUACGGCUUCUAAUGAUGGCAAAGAAAUUCGAGAACGUAAAGAACUUGAACAAUUCGGGACAUUGGAACAUGCCGUUUCCGCAGAUAUAGAAGAUCUCGAGGCCUCUCUACCCACGAGUCUGCUUAAGUAUAACAUUAGGGUUCCAUUUCUUUCCGAAAAUUGCUCCUUACAGAAAUGGAGAAGGCCAUUGAUGAUCCCGGUGCCCGAUAUACUUUUCGGGUAUAAAUCUUCACGCAUACCUGAGAUGUCUGAUCUGGACGAAAGAGCAUCGGAUGUAUAUUCUUGCCAAUGUUUCUGGCCUAAUAAUACUAACCUUUGUUUUCCAUACAUGGUCCUAGAAAUAAAAGGCCACAGGGACUCCAUAAUCGAAGCCGAGAACCAAGCGAUUAUUAGUGGCCGGAUAUCCUUAGAUACUACUUGGCCAAUACUCGGAAACCAAGAUAUGGUUUUUCUUAUUAGCACAACUCCAUACCUUGCUCACAUUUCCGUCAUGUGGAGAGAUAUAAGCCAGGCUACGCAACAGCCAUAUUAUAAAGUCAAGUUCCUCACCGGUUUUGCUUUAAUGAAACUCGAAGAAUUUAAAGGGUUUCGAACAUUAUUAUAUCGUAUACAAUAUUGGGCGGAAACGAAUAAGCUACAGCAAAUUCAACAAGGAUUGCGAAAAUGGAAAGAUGAGCGGCAGAAACUAACACAACGUACAUAA
Daldinia loculata is the source of this 1530-nucleotide messenger RNA. RefSeq lists its product as uncharacterized. NCBI's taxonomy places the organism in Eukaryota, Fungi, Ascomycota, Sordariomycetes, Xylariales, Hypoxylaceae. The record is from RefSeq and is a predicted model, not a curated record. The coding region runs from base 1 to 1530 and encodes 509 amino acids. The transcript has a single exon.